AUGAAUUCGAUGAAGAAGGCCCGUCCGUUAAUCUGCAAAUAUAUCGCUAAUAUCCGAGAAGAAGGGCUUGAGGCCACUUAUGAAGGUAUUGCUCUUCCACUUGCAGCUCAGUUGACUAAGAAAGAGCUCGACGACGCUCUUGUCAAGAUCGCUGAUAAAGGAUGGAAUAAGAUGAUGAAGCGAUAG
This is a messenger RNA of Penicillium argentinense, 186 nucleotides long. RefSeq lists its product as uncharacterized. The coding region runs from base 1 to 186 and encodes 61 amino acids. NCBI's taxonomy places the organism in Eukaryota, Fungi, Ascomycota, Eurotiomycetes, Eurotiales, Aspergillaceae. The record is from RefSeq and is a predicted model, not a curated record. The transcript has a single exon.